GGUUGAACCUUCGCAAACAUGAUUUCAGGCGUUUGGUUGAACCACCUAACAGUAACCAUAGCAUCUGACAAAUAUCACAUUUCAGUAACAUAUUUCAUGGUUAUAGAGAUAUAUGGUUUGGUUCAUAAAGAAAGUUUUCAGAAGGCAAGCCUCUUGGCCUCUGAUCUUCAUGAAUCACACCAUGAAAUAUUUGAACAGCCUAGAAUAUGUGGAAUGUUUGAGUUUGAAUGGGCGGACUUCAUAAGGACAACAAAGAAAGUGCGUUCAUAUAUGCAUUUAUCAUAUCCAGAAACUUGGCGGAGCAUACUGGAUCUAUAAUCAUGAUGUUUUGGUCAUAAUAGAUGGAGUUCCACUAGGUUCGGAAAAGGAUCUAGCGAAUUGGGCUGAAAGGGAAUUCAACAUUACUGACUAUCGUCCUAUGAAAUUAUACAGCGCAUUGGCAGUUGAUGCCUAUCAAAAAAGACUACUUCAUUUUAAUGUAAGACUGAUUCCGCACAAAAUGUUGAAUAACUACCCUAUAAUUAUUUAGAGAAUAUAUGUUUCCAUGCAUAUAUCAAUCGAUGGGGAGAAGUGCGGCAUUUUACUACUUGAGGUAUGAUAACUUGUUCAGAAGUCGAAGUCUUAGUUAUACUCUGACUUUGUGCCAAAAACAUGUGAAAAUUUCAGGUCAUUGUGUACUGGCGAGUAUGGAGUGAUUAAGAAAAACGAGGUGGAGAAAUAUAGAAUGAAUUAUAAGGGUACAAAAUUUUUCCGUUUGGUAAGAAAUGGAUGGAUUCAAGGUGGAGAUAUUUUGUAUAACAGAGGAAAUGAUGGUCGUUCAAUCUAUGGUCCAGUAUUUGAAGAUGAAAAUUAUAUCAUCAAGCAUGAUCGACGCGGAAUUCUAAGUAUGGCUAAUUCUGGACGUCACACAAAUGGUUCACAGUUUCUCAUUACACUGGCACCAGCUGAAUGGAUGGAUAACCGCUACGUAGCAUUUGGGCGUGUAAUUGAAGGAAGUUUAACUCUGGAUAAAAUGGAAGAGGUCCAGACUCAUUACGAACGUCCAGUGAAAGAUAUAUGUAUUGAAAAUAUCAGCGUUGUUAAUCCCAACGAAUUAGCGACUAAAAUUGCCUAAAAAAGUCUCGAAAAUACCAGACGGAGUAUGCACACUUGUCACUAUAGUAUAUUAAAAAUACAACACUUAUAUAUA
Schistosoma haematobium is the source of this 1189-nucleotide messenger RNA. RefSeq names its product putative inactive peptidyl-prolyl cis-trans isomerase-like 6. The coding region runs from base 725 to 1114 and encodes 129 amino acids. The transcript has 5 exons. Lineage: Eukaryota; Metazoa; Platyhelminthes; Trematoda; Strigeidida; Schistosomatidae. Gene Ontology annotation, biological process: protein peptidyl-prolyl isomerization. Gene Ontology annotation, molecular function: peptidyl-prolyl cis-trans isomerase activity. The record is from RefSeq and is a predicted model, not a curated record.